GGUGGGAGGUUAGGGGGCGUGUUUAGGUCAGGUGGUUUGGGCGUGGUCUCUGCCAGGUUUCCUCUCUCUGAGUCCUCGUGUGGUUAAAGCAGAGUUGUUUGGGAAAGCACGAGCAGGAGUCACAAUGUCUUUCAGUCUGUCGGAUGCUGUAGGAGAUGGUAAGGAAGAGGAGGUGAAGAAGGAUGAAGCUCAGAAGGACGAGUUCAAUUGGUUCGGGAAGAAGGAUAAGAAGUCUGACAAGGACAAGUCUGACAAGGACAAGUCUGACAAGGGCAAAUCUGACAAGGGCAAGGAUGCCAAGGGCAAGUCUGACAAGGGCAAGGAUGCCAAGGGCAAGGAUGACAAGGGCAAGUCUGACAAAAAGCACAAGUCUGGAGGUAAGGACGAGUCUAAGGACAAGUGCAAGUCUGACAAAAAGGAUGAGGACGGACACGGCAAAAAACACAAGAAGAAGGACAAGAAGAAAAAGGAACAUAAGGAACAUGAGGAAGGGGGAAGCAAAUCAGGCUCCUCAUCCUCAUCUUCAUCUUCAUGUGCAUCCUCUGGCAGUGAUGAGGAAUGAUGAUCUUGGGAGACCGGACUUCUCUUUCAGUCUCUUAUUGACAAAUUGUCUGUGUGUGGUUGAGUGUGCAGUAUAGUACCAACUUUUCUUCCUGUUGUUUCAUUGGUGUCACAGAAACAUGCUGGUUUUGUGUAAACAAAUCUGCUGAUUCCUAGAAAUAAAUGUUCUGACAACAAAA
Sebastes umbrosus (honeycomb rockfish) is the source of this 740-nucleotide messenger RNA. RefSeq lists its product as uncharacterized. The record is from RefSeq and is a predicted model, not a curated record. The coding region runs from base 125 to 562 and encodes 145 amino acids. Lineage: Eukaryota; Metazoa; Chordata; Actinopteri; Perciformes; Sebastidae. The transcript is spliced from 4 exons.